This is a messenger RNA of Argiope bruennichi, 2395 nucleotides long. Its product is annotated as BRISC and BRCA1-A complex member 2-like. NCBI's taxonomy places the organism in Eukaryota, Metazoa, Arthropoda, Arachnida, Araneae, Araneidae. Gene Ontology annotation, cellular component: BRISC complex; BRCA1-A complex. The coding region runs from base 982 to 2121 and encodes 379 amino acids. The transcript is spliced from 3 exons. Gene Ontology annotation, biological process: double-strand break repair. The record is from RefSeq and is a predicted model, not a curated record.
AUAUAUUGCGACAUAUAACUGUUGUGCGUCCCUUGGCGAAGCGUUUGUAUCGAGAUUUAAGCUGUAUGAAAACAAGCUUUCGGAUUUAAAUUGCCUGUGUGUCCCCUGGCGAAGCGUUUGUAUUAUAAAUUAAGUUGUACGAAAAUAAAUCAAUUUCAAAUGCCAAAAACAAGAGUAACUAAUCGCCACCUUAUUUAUGGGGUAUUUUUUUCCCUUGAUAACUUAUAAGAAUUAUGAUAUUCAUACGUGUAAGAUUACUUUGAAAUUUGACUAAUCUAAUAAAUCAAGCCCCAUUCUUUUCAUUUAGUACUAAUGCGACCCGCAAUUUCUUAUGCGAAUUGGUUUGCAGUAUCACAGUUGAUGCAUUUUGUAACAGUGCAUGAAAGGCAAUUUUGUGCUUUAUUGAGCUUAUAAUUUAAAAAAAUAAAUAUUUGACAUCUUAAUGAUUUAUUAAUUCGUGAAACAGAUUGUGUGAGAUGGAUUAAUAUGUAUUUCAAAAAUAAUCCUCUGUUUUGUAGAUAUAUUUACGAAUUUCGAAUCCCCUAAACAAUAAAUAAUGAAUUAAAUCAAUUUAUUAGAUAAAAUAAUAAACCAUUCCAAUUCAUAAUAUCUUUUUGUUGUUGUUGUUGUUGUUGCAUCGUAUAAUGGAACUUAAAUUUAUCUUGUACCACCAUUAUUGUGUCUACAUAUGGGCAGGGUCGAUACUUAAGAAUAAAAUCUCAAAAAUUUUAACUAAAUAUUAAAACUUGAUUGUAGAUAUUUUAGUAAUAUUUUGAAUAGAGCCCAUGGAUUGGAAGUUAUUUAAUUAUGUAAAAAUAAGAAGCUUAGAAAUGCUAAAUAAUAAAGAUUCUUGAUGGCAUAUAGAUUGUGUAUUUGGAUAGGAAUUUUUUUUUAUUUUUGGUCAUUGGUUUUUAUGUCUUAAAUUAAUUCCUGCUGUCAAUAAGCUUUUAAAGAAAUAGUUUUUUUGUAGAUGAAUGUAACAUGACUGAAGGGGAAACGAAAAAAAUAGUGUUGACUACUGUUUUUGCCCCUCAUGUUAAAAAACAUGCUCAAGUGCUUUUAACAGAGCCUAACAUUGGAUUAUGUCGUAGACAAGUGGAAAUAUUUAAUCCCAAGCCAUCUUUUCCAUCUUAUGAUGAAGAAGAAUCUAAUUGUGAUAAAUUCCAACUAGUGAUUCCUUAUGCUGGUGUGAAACUUGAAUGUAUGGUAAUAUUUCAGUCUUCAGCGCCUGACUGUCCACCUGAUUUUGUAUUCUCAGAUCAUAGAUUUUUUGCACCUCUUAAUCAGGUGGAAUCUUUGUGUUCGUGGGAUGUGCGUAAACCAGAUGCACUGUUAAAAGUCUUGAAAGAGAUAAUGCAAUUUUAUAAAAAAAAGCAAAUUCAAAUCUUAGACCGUUAUGAGCAAUUAAGUUUUGAAUAUUUGUGUUUAUUUCAGCUUCAGAAUUUUAAUGAAGAUGAUAUUGAGAUCUUAGUUCCAAAUGAACAAGAAAGUCCAGUUAUAUUUCUUAUUAAAUUGCAUGUUGAUUAUUGCCAAUUAUUUCCUGAUUACUAUCGAGAUGAAUCUGAUACUAGAGACUACCCUCUAUUAUUGGUGUUUUUUCCAAAUCGUGAUAGCAAUAGAAGCUAUCAAAGAGUGUAUUUGUCAAAAAAAACCCAAUCUAUCGUGACCAUUGAUGAAAAUUUCCAGUUGCCAGAUGAUGUUACUGAUAAUUAUCUUACUAGAUAUAUUAUUGCUCUUGAGAACGAGCUUAAAACAAAAAUCCAAUUAGCAGCUUCUCGUUAUGAAAGAAGAAGAAUGUACUUUGUAAAAUUUCUUACUCACUUUGAUAAAUGUAUUAUUGAAUAUGAUAGUACAUUGUAUACUACCAUGGCAUUAUUAUUAGAAGAAGGUGAUUUUUAUUUCAUCCUUGAAAUCACUUUGCCUGAUGAUUUUCCUAUAGGAACACCAGCACUUCUGUUCCGUUCAGUUUAUCACUAUUACAAAAAGGAUCCUUUUACAGCAUCUGUUGAUAAUUAUCCUUACUGUCCCACCUGGCCAUUGCAGAAAGUCUUAGAAGAAACCAUUAAGUUUAUUACUGAAUAUGUUCCUCUUUUUCGACAAGACAGUGCAGCUUUUGCUUGAAAACUGAAGAUUACCUCUUAUGGAAUGCUGGGCAUUCAACAUAGUGCACAAAAUUGCCAUUUUUUUUUUUAUCUCAACAAUUUUAGUUGUUACUGUAUUGUUUAAUCAUCCUACAUAUUUUGUUCCAUGUCUCAAGUCAUUAUUCCUUUUAAUUUUUUACUUCAAAAGAACAAGUUCAAUCUUAUUUUAUCUCAAUAUAUUAUUCACUUAUGGUCAUGCAGUUGCAUCAUUAUGCAUGUUAUAUUCCAUGUUUCAAACCAUUAUUCAUGUAAUU